AUGCUUCUAAAUACUGAACAGAUUGCUUUAAUUGGACAAGUAUUUGAGUCAUAUAUUUUGGAAUACCACAAAAAUGACCUAUUACAGAUUUUAAGAGAAAAGGAUGCUGCUGCUCAUUACCCAGUUAUAGUUGAUGCUCUGACACUUUUUGAAACCAACAUGGAAAUUGGUGAAUAUUUUAAUGCAUUUCCCAGUGAAGUGCUCCCCAUAUUUGAUAAUGCAUUGCGCAGGGCAGCCGUGACACUUUCCCAGUCUAUUUCUCAAGCUCAUGACUUCAUCAUUAAGCAGCAUCUUCAUGCCAGAAUAUCAGGUUUACCUGUCUGUCCAGAGCUAACCAGAGAACACAUACCAAAAACUAGAGAUGUAGGACACUUCCUUUCAGUUACUGGCACUGUUAUUCGUACCAGCCUGACAAAGGUGCUGGAGUUUGAACGGGAUUACAUCUGUAACAAGUGCAAGCGUGUUUUUGUGGUCAAGGCCGACUUUGAACAGUACUAUGCAUUCUGCCGUCCGUCGGCCUGCCCUAAUGAAGAAGGCUGCAACUCCUCUAAGUUCACUUGCCUGUCUGGAACAUCCCAUGCGCCAAACAGUUGCAGAGACUAUCAAGAAAUCAAGAUACAAGAGCAGGUUCAAAGACUAUCUGUUGGAAGCAUCCCUCGUUCUAUGAUGGUUGUCCUAGAAGAUGACUUAGUUGACAGUUGCAAAUCUGGUGAUGACAUAACAGUUUAUGGAGUAGUCAUGCAGAGGUGGAAGCCCUUUUGCCAGGAAUCACGCUGCAAUGUAGAGAUUGUCUUGAAAGCUAACUAUAUUCAUGUAAACAACGAGCAGAUGGCAGGAGUUAAAAUUGAUGAGGAGGUCCGCAAGGAGUUUGAAGAGUUUUGGGAAAAGCAUAAGACUGAUCCUUUAGCAGGGAGGAAUGCAAUUUUAGCCAGCUUGUGCCCUCAGAUUUUUGGGUUGUAUGUCGUGAAGCUGGCUGUAGCCAUGGUGCUCGCAGGAGGCGUGGAGAGAACAGAUGCUGCAGGCACCCGCGUUAGAGGUGAAUCACAUCUUUUGCUGGUUGGAGAUCCUGGAACAGGGAAAUCUCAAUUUCUGAAAUAUGCAGCAAAGAUUACACCACGAUCGGUACUUACCGCAGGAAUUGGAUCUACAAGAGCAGGUUUGACAGUGACUGCUGUGAAGGAUUCUGGAGAAUGGAAUUUGGAGGCUGGAGCACUGGUGCUGGCUGAUGGAGGGCUUUGCUGCAUUGAUGAGUUUAACAGCAUCAAGGAGCAUGACAGAACGAGCAUUCACGAGGCAAUGGAGCAACAGACCAUCAGCGUAGCCAAGGCUGGCUUGGUGUGCAAACUGAACACAAGGACAAGUAUUUUGGCAGCAGCCAAUCCAAAGGGCCAAUAUGACCCUAAUGAAUCUGUCUCUGUGAACAUAGCCCUCGGAAGUCCCCUACUUAGCAGGUUUGAUCUUGUUUUGGUGUUGCUGGAUACAAGAAAUGAAGAAUGGGAUCGCAUCAUUUCUUCCUUUGUAUUGGAAAAUAAAGGCUGCCCAAACAUGUCUGAAAAGCUGUGGACUAUGGAAAAAAUGAAGACAUACUUCUGCCUUGUAAAGAGCCUACAGCCAGUAUUGACUGAUGAAAGCAACCUGAUCCUUCUCCGCUAUUAUCAGAUGCAAAGGCAGAGUGAUUGCAGAAAUGCUGCCCGAACUACCAUUCGCUUAUUGGAGAGUUUGAUACGACUGGCUGAAGCACAUGCUCGGUUGAUGUUUAGAGAGACUGUAACUGUGGAAGAUGCAAUAAUUGUGGUUUCAGUGAUGGAAUCUUCUAUGCAAGGUGGAACACUUCUUGGAGGUGUCAAUGCACUGCACACAUCAUUUCCUGAAAAUCCAGUGGAGCAAUACCGAGUGCAGUGUGGACUAAUUCUGGAAAGGUUGGACCUGCAAGACCUCCUGAAUAAAGAGCUGAAAAGGCUUGACAGAUUACGGAAUGAAAAUUCAUGUCAGGUUCUGCAGUCAAAAGCAACAUCUCCAAAGAAUGGCACAUCUGGGAAAUCAGAGCAGCUGUCUCAUCCCCAGCAUUCAGACAAAGUGGGAAAUAAUACUGAGUUGCAACCAGUCUCAGCUAAAACAAACCCUGCAGCUGAUAUGCAUCCAGUUUUGUUAAGCAGCCAAAAAUCUGAAGAAACCAGAGUAACAGAGCAGAGCAACAAACCUGGUGAGAGCAGCGGUGAGAGCAGCUUGGACUGGUUUGAUAGUAUAGUGGGUGGGAGUGAGAAGAGCAUUUAUGAGUCUCCAGUUACAUCUCAAGACAGUUUGACUUUGAAAGCACCAAGCAACAAACCCUGUUCAAAAGAGAGAAAUUGCUUAAGGGAAGCCAAGCAAGCUGAGAAGGUGGAAUCACUGAAAACAGUAGCCUCAGGAAAUCUUGGUAGACAGGUUGCUUCUGGUCCGGAGGGGGUAGACAAGCCCACAAGUGUCCCUUCAGAAGCCAGCAACCAGGAUGCAAAUAUUUCAUGUUCUACUCUACCUGACUCAGUGAUUAUGCAGAAGGCCUCUAAGAAAUGGCACAAGAUCAACACCGAAAAGGCUCGUGGAUUUUGUGCAAGUACACCAGAUCCCAAGGCAAAGGGUUCUCCAGCUUCAUUAUCUGCUCAGCCAGCAGUCACCCAAGAAAGCUCUUUAGCAGACAUGAAUGCGUCCCCAUCUCACAGUAUGUUUUUAAGGCAUCCUAAAAUGGUAUUUUCAAACAGGAAGAGAAAGAGAGAUUCAACAAAGGAAGGAAGCAUAGUAAAAAGUUCCAAUGAACCUGAACUCCUUGAGAACUCAGGACCUGCACCUGCUAAACUAGCGAAGUUUUCCUUUAAGCAGAAGCCAAAGCUUGCUCAUUCUCCUGAACAUGUAGAUCACGCCAAAUUGCCCAAGUUUGAGAGUAACCAAACCGUUACCAGAAAUGUAUCAGAUGGAGAGAGCCUAAGAGAAGAAUGUCCAGAGCAAUAUGAAAAAGAACACAAUGCUAAUACAGGAUAUAAGAGUGCGGAGGAACAAUCCUGUGGUGACAAACGAGAGGCCAAGCAUCAAAAUAAAGCUUUUCCUCCUUCGCCCACAAAAAAGGCAGGAAUAGGAGGGGGAAAGUUGGAUGGUCUGAACACAAAACAAGUGUGCUCUAGUACAUUGGCUAGGUUAGCUAGGUUUGCCUUUGUGCCACCACCUGAAUCGAAGCCAGAGCCUCCCGUCACUGUGCAUGUCCCCAGUAAUGAGGACAGAAAAAGGCAGCCACUCAAGGCUCAAACAGACAGCGUAGGCCUCACAAAGAAGUCCUUUGAACUGACAGAAGGCAGCAUGGGUACAGGCAAAUCUUUGUUCUCAAUAGCUGAUUUAGAUGAUGCUGUGUUAGACUUCGAUUGGGAUGACGAGAACCCCAGAUCUUAAUUUACUUAUGCCUCUGACCAGCUCCUCAAAAGAGACCGUGACAGUGUAUUUUCUGGACUUGGCAAAAUGCUGUAAUAACAUCUAGAUUAAUUAUACCUAAAAUAAUGAGCUUCUUUACAAAUAUUGUAUCAGGUGCAAGAAUUAGGAGACUUCUAAAUUCCAGAUACCUAAAACACAAUCCUUUCUGGCCUCAAAUAACAUAACUAUGUUGAAGUUAGCAAGAUUACAAUGGAGGAUAACUGUGAAGACUGUAGUAGGUCAGAUGCUGCUGCAGCUAAUUCUUUUCGCGAUGUCUAACUCCAUUGACCAAUCAGCUGAUGUAUUUUAGUAAAAGUGAGGGAGACAUAAUCCCUGAUAAUGUAGCACAAUCCCCUGCCACCACUUUUUUCUUCAGUCAGCUUACUACACAAAUGCUUGAAUCCGUUAGAUCCAUUUUGGUCCCUCACCCAAAUAAAUUAACAAAACUCAUAUCUUAGAAAA
Molecule: messenger RNA, 3897 nt
Organism: Varanus komodoensis (Komodo dragon)
Lineage: Eukaryota; Metazoa; Chordata; Lepidosauria; Squamata; Varanidae
Gene: MCM9
Product: minichromosome maintenance 9 homologous recombination repair factor
Exons: 12
Coding region: 1-3417 (1138 amino acids)
Biological process (GO): double-strand break repair via homologous recombination
Cellular component (GO): MCM complex; nucleus
Molecular function (GO): ATP binding; single-stranded DNA binding; ATP hydrolysis activity
Source: RefSeq, a predicted model, not a curated record